This is a messenger RNA of Apus apus (common swift), 1767 nucleotides long. It is a transcript of the gene PRUNE1, whose product is annotated as prune exopolyphosphatase 1. Lineage: Eukaryota; Metazoa; Chordata; Aves; Apodiformes; Apodidae. The record is from RefSeq and is a predicted model, not a curated record. The transcript has 8 exons. Gene Ontology annotation, cellular component: cytoplasm. Gene Ontology annotation, molecular function: exopolyphosphatase activity. Bases 93 to 1361 code for a protein of 422 amino acids.
GGGAGCGGUGCUGGGUUGUACCGGGUUGUACUGGGCUGUACUGGGCCAUACUGGGCCGUCUGGGGCGGGUCGGGGCGCGGAUCGCCGCCGUUAUGGAGCGGUUCGUGGAGGGGAACCGGGCGGCUCUGCAGGACCACGUCCGGCGUCACCAGGAGAUCCACGUGGUGAUGGGCAACGAGGCCUGUGACCUGGACUCCACCGUCUCUGCCCUGGCCCUGGCUUAUUUCCUGGCGAAGACCUCCCCGGCUCCCAGAGCCGCCUUCAUCCCGGUGCUGAACAUCCCUCGCGCCGACUUCGCCCUGCGGACGGAGACGACGUUCCUGCUGCGGGAGCAGGGCAUCCCUGCCACCUCCCUCAUCUUCCGGGAUGAGAUCGACCUGGGGGGGCUGCACCGCGCCGGGCUGCUCUCCCUGACACUGGUCGACCACCAUGUCCUGCCUGGUGCUGACGCAGCCCUGGAGGAGGCCGUGGUGGAGGUCCUGGACCACCGGCCACUCGAUCAGGACCGUGCUCCCCACUGCCAGGUGACAGUAGAGCUGGUGGGCUCCUGUGCCACGCUGGUGACCGAGCGCAUCGCCCAGGGCCCCCCGGGCGUGCUGGACAGACCCACAGCCGCGCUGCUGCACGGCACCAUCCUCCUGGACUGCGUCAACCUGAGCCCGGCUGCUGGCAAGGUGACACCCCGGGACGUGGCGUGUGUCUCGCUGCUGGAGGAGAGGUUCCCCGACCUGCCGGCCCGCGACGCCGUCUUCGAAGCCCUGCAAACGGCCAUGUUCGAUGUCUCAGGGCUGACGACAGAGCAGAUGCUGAGGAAGGACCUCAAAGUCCUCUCCAGCGAUGAGCUGCUCCUCGCCAUCAGCGCCAUCUACAUGGACCUGGAGACCUUCCUGCGCCGGCCCGACGUGCUGCAGGACCUGGAUGCUUUCUGCCAGGCUCGGGGCUACGCAGGGCUGGUGGCCAUGAGCAUCUCUUUCAGCGAGCGCCUGGAGCCCUCCCGGCAGCUCGCCGUCUACAGCCGGCACGAGACCCUGCGCAGCACCGUGUGCCAGGCGCUGGAGGAGGCAACAGCACCAGCCCUGCAGCUCCAGCCCCUGCCCAGCCCCUGGUCCUGCCUGGCCACCUACACCCAGGGCAACACUUGGGCAUCGAGGAAGAAGGUCCAGCCCAUCCUGCAGGCAGCCCUGGGGGGACCAAGCCCUGCCAGGGGGCUGGAGGAGGAGGUGGUCCCCCCGCCCACCCCCAUGAACAGCCUGGUGGAUGAAUGUCCGCUGGCACAGACCGUGCCCCCCCUCUGCCCCCAGGAUGUCCUGGAGCGGGUCAGUCGCAUCGCCGCCGGGCAGCCCCCCAGCUCCCCCAAAUGAGAGCGGGUGCCCAGCGGGUUCUGGGGGGGCUGGAGGAGGAGGUGGGGUCCCCAGGCAGGUCCCUGGGUGUGGAGGGGUCGCAGCCACCUUCGUUAGUGCUCACACUCCUCUGUUAAGAGCUCGGCUCCCUGCUGGGGAUGGGUCCUUGUACCCAUUUGUCCCCCGCCCUGAUGGCCCUACUGGGGUUCAGUCCCCCCGGGUGGGUUUUUGGGGACCCCACAGGCAGCAAAGCCAGAGCAGCACACGCACCCACUUAAUAAGGGUGCUUAGGGGAAAUUAACGAGUUCUUGACUUUCUUCCUUCCUUGGGGGGACUGUGGAGGGCCCCAGGUGGUGGGUCUGGACACACAGCCAGCCUGAGAUGAUCCCCACAUGCUCCCAGGAUUAAAUUUCCCUCUUUUCUUCCA